Messenger RNA from Archocentrus centrarchus (flier cichlid), 1819 nucleotides. RefSeq names its product musashi RNA-binding protein 2b (gene msi2b). Bases 108 to 1274 code for a protein of 388 amino acids. The transcript has 15 exons. NCBI's taxonomy places the organism in Eukaryota, Metazoa, Chordata, Actinopteri, Cichliformes, Cichlidae. Gene Ontology annotation, biological process: central nervous system development; regulation of translation. Gene Ontology annotation, cellular component: cytoplasm. Gene Ontology annotation, molecular function: mRNA binding. The record is from RefSeq and is a predicted model, not a curated record.
AUUCCCGGCUCAGUAAUAUUCUCAUAGCGGGGCUUUGCAUAUCUCCUGCCGUAUCUGUGCGUGUCUGUCACUGUUACUGUAGUCCCAGCCUAUAGUUUGGAAUAGAUAUGGAAGGAGACGGGAGUCAAGCCACAUCCGGAAGCCUAAAUGAUUCACAACAUGACCCGGGUAAAAUGUUUAUCGGUGGCCUCAGCUGGCAAACCUCACCAGACAGCCUUAGAGACUAUUUUAGUAAAUUCGGAGAAAUAAGAGAAUGUAUGGUGAUGAGAGACCCCACGACAAAGCGCUCAAGAGGAUUUGGGUUCGUUACGUUUACAGAUGCUGCCAGUGUAGAUAAAGUCUUAGCUCAACAACACCACGAAUUAGACUCAAAGACGAUUGAUCCUAAGGUUGCCUUUCCCCGUCGCGCCCAGCCUAAGAUGGUCACAAGAACAAAGAAAAUAUUUGUGGGUGGCUUGUCAGCCAAUACAGUAGUGGAAGAUGUGAAGCAGUAUUUUGAACAGUUUGGGAAGGUUGAUGAUGCCAUGCUUAUGUUUGAUAAGACUACUAACAGACAUAGAGGAUUUGGUUUCAUAACAUUUGACAGUGAAGACAUCGUAGAGAAAGUCUGUGAAAUUCAUUUUCAUGAAAUCAAUAACAAAAUGGUAGAAUGUAAGAAGGCCCAGCCCAAGGAGGUGAUGUUCCCACCAGGUACGCGAGGGCGAGCCAGGGGUCUGCCCUACACCAUGGAUGCCUUCAUGCUGGGGAUGGGCAUGCUAAGUUACCCUAAUAUUGUGGCAACGUAUGGCCGCGGAUACACUGGAUUCGCACCCAGCUACAGCUACCAGUUCCCUGGCUUCCCAGCGACAGCAUAUGGACCGGUGGCGGCAGCGGCAGUAGCAGCAGCGCGUGGCUCAGGCCUCCCCGAUUAUGGGUUUUACUCUGCGCCCAGUGACCAGAGGGGGGGGCCCUGCUCCUUUGCUGACUAUGGCUCCCUGGGGCCCCAAGCGGCUCAGAUGCUGCACAGUGAGCAUGCCACCUCCGCCUGCAACUCCCCCCUACAGCACCUACACAGCCCGGAUCAAUUUAAGAACCCAGGCACCAACCCGUCGAGGCCCGGCGGCUUCCCCGGUGCUAACAGUCCAGGGCCCGUGGCUGACCUGUAUGGACCUAGCAGCCAGGAUUCAGCUGUGGGCAACUACAUCAGUGCUGCUAGCCCUCAGCCUGGCUCUGGGUUUGGCCCCAGCAUCACAGGCCCGUUGAUUGCGACAGCUUUUACAAAUGGAUACCAUUGAACAGGUGGCCGGUUGCCAUCUCAUCAGAGAGUAUAUCUGGUGGCCCAGGAAAGACAGGACGAAGUUUCUAAUUGGCUUUGUGUGCAGGUGAUGCUAAUCCAACUUCAAGCACUACAGCGUCACCCUGGCAAAAUGAAUGAAAGUUGGAACCAUAUGAAGAAGAAAAGAAAAUGUUUAUCAUCUCAGAAAAAUAACAACUGCUGUACUAUAAUCCAAACCUCCUAUAACUUUACAACCUGGUUUGGUAUGAUGUUUCACGUCGAGUUCAUUCACCUUAUUUUUCUUCCUCUGUUAGCUUUUCUUUUGAUUAGUUUGGAGAAAGUCGUUUUAGUUGAACCUUUAAUUUUGUGUCGUUUUAUUUUAUCUUCUGGUAUUGUUGUGUAAGUGGGUUUUUGUUUGAAGUACGGCGGUCAUAGCCAAGAAUAUCUUCAAAGUCACGUCUUCAUCUUUGUAUGGGUUAGUCUAAAGGAAAAAAGCUCGGGAGGUUCCGUUCAGUCUUUCUGCAAAAAAGAAAAAAAAAAAAAAGGUCAGUGUGGAAAGACUUG